Molecule: messenger RNA, 2203 nt
Organism: Heterobilharzia americana
Lineage: Eukaryota; Metazoa; Platyhelminthes; Trematoda; Strigeidida; Schistosomatidae
Source: the annotation of a GenBank genome assembly
GCACAGUGACCUUGACAACGCAGCCUUUCAAGGGUGUGUCGUACGUGUGGCUGGUUGUUGUCGUGUUGUUUGUCAAAGGUUUGUGGGUUCCAAAAUCGAAUGACAUUUACACCUCAACCAAGUUCUAAUCCAUCACAUAUUCCCCCUAACAUGGAUUUCCCACCAGUAUCUCAUCCUGUAAUGAAUAUGCAUAUCCCAACAUUUCAUCCGACAAGUUUCAUACAGAAUAGCAUUUCGACUUUAGCUCAAGAUAGCUUGUACGAAAUCCAACGUCUAAGACUGUUGUUAGCUAAUCUCUUAACAUCUGUUCAAUCUGAUGAGAGAGGUCGUGAAGAACAAAGCAAGAUUGCGGAUGAAAAUUUUGCUGUGUGUAACAAACCAACGGUUACCAAAUCUGGCAAUAUUCCCAGUCCUGCCGACGGGAAAACAACUGGAAUCACCUCUGAUAGUGGUAAUUUCUCUCUACUUAACGGCCAAAAAGGCACUUCAUGUGAAAAGUUAUCACUGCACAAAACAAUCAACCAAAUAAGUGAUGUUUUCAGUAACUUGGACCAGUUAGCUGGCCGAAUGCAAGCUAAUCGGUUGCCUGGUCGACAUAGUGACCCUGGUCUGCAAAAUGCUUUGUCUCUAUUCAACACUGUUGAACAACUAGAAUUUUCUCGCAAUAGCUGGCCUUGUGAAGGUUCAUUACCAUCUCAGUACACGGGGACCGAUGAUCAUGGUAAGGAGUCUGAUAUGCGUCGUGUUGAUUGGCUAAUUGAUAGAAUGGAAGCAGAGCGUUGGAGUCAUCGCUACUGGGAACGUACUCGUACUGUACUUGAGGGUUUAUUGGCUUGUUCUGCAUUCAGACGUUCCCAUCUGAAUGCGGACCAUUUGCGUAGGAGAGCAGAUUUUCUCAGUCGAGAUUAUCGUGCGGAUAUGGAACAUAUAUUCAAUGAAAUAAACGUAAAUUUGCCAGAUCUUACUGUCACAAUAAUCGAACCGUCAUCGAUAGUGUCCACUGUACACUUGAGAGUUGGUGAAGUGAUGCAGUGUUAUGUGGUUUUCCGUCAUUUGAAUCCGGAGAGAAUUAUUGUUCGAGGGAUGUCUGAACCGAUGAUUAUAAAAUCCUACUCCACCUCUCCUGAUGAAAAUUUGAGUAUAGAAGAUAAACCCUUAUCCUUACCAGCAGAAGAACUGUUAGCUGAUUCAAGCUUAAGUUCUAAGCCGCAGAUUCGUGAUCUUGUUGUUUCACUGCUUAGUCCUGAUUCAAAAACUCGCUCAAUUCCAGACCACAGGCAACAAAGAGUAUCAAAACUUGUCCGUUUUUGUACGAUUAAUCAUCAGAAGUUGGAUCUUUUCACGCCGAGUCGUCAUCCAUUGUUUCAACGUAUCACUUCUCUAGCCCAGUGUGCACUUCUUCACUUUUCUAACGAGUACAAACCUCCAUCUGCUAUUCGUGGAUUUUUCGCUUGGUUGCAUAGUUACCGAGAUUUAUUUAGUGCUCCAUGUUGUCGCUGUGGUCAGCUUCUAGGUCAGAGUGUUGAACUUCCGGUUUGGCGUAGUUACCCUCAAAUCAGAAAAGAUAACUCUCGAUCUAUGGAGCCACAGCAUGAACACUGUCAAGCUAUUUUAUAAACACUUGAUUUUUAUUCACUAUUUCCUACAUUUUUGUCACUUAUUGUUGUUUACUAACAAUUUGGCAUAGUUCUACUCGUCAGUGUUGUUUUCGAAAGUUUAUAAAGUAAUCAUCAGUGCAAGUGAGUUGCGAGAACCAGGUAUAUUUUCCUCGGUCUGCGACGCAAAGUUAGAUGACGUAUGCAACAGAUAUAAUGUAUACUCUUGGAUUAUAAAAAAUUGCAAAACAUUCAGUUUUCUAGUGUUUGAUCACCAGUAUCUCUCUAUGAUGCCAAUGUAAAAGAAGCUUAUGGAAAGCUUAUCCAAAUAGUUAAACCAGAGAUUUGAUCAUAUAUAAUUAAAUAUCUGCACAGCAUACGUCUGCGCAUUUAUCCCUAACUUUAACCGCUCAUGGUAUGUUUGCUAGAAUGACAUCCUUGAGUGUAGAAUACAGUGAUGAAACGUCAGCCUUGAAGAUUUUUCUUUCUGAAAUGCACUAGAUAGCUUAAGUAUUAUGACUUCUGACGACAAUAAAAAUGUGCUGGUCAUCUUUUCGUUUCUACACCUAUAAAAAUAAAUCUGUUUCAGGAAUUGUCAAUAAUAUGCU